Messenger RNA from Cajanus cajan (pigeon pea), 1610 nucleotides. Its product is annotated as UDP-glucuronate 4-epimerase 3. The record is from RefSeq and is a predicted model, not a curated record. NCBI's taxonomy places the organism in Eukaryota, Viridiplantae, Streptophyta, Magnoliopsida, Fabales, Fabaceae.
AACACUGGAUCUUUAUCCACCGCAUCCCAACUGCCUCCCAAAACGGUGAUUCCUCAUUUUCUUAUUUAUUUAUUGAUGGUAUUAUCUGAUGUUUAUUUUCUUAUAUAAGAUAACAGAAUAGGCCCAACAGGAAAACAAAAUACAAAACCUAUAUUGAAAGAAAAGAAUUUUGACUUUUGAGAGAUAAGAGAGAAAGAGUUGAGUUGAGAAUUGAGAUAGAGAGGUUAUCGACACCAUUUAUCUUUAAUGGUGGAUAAAGCCAUGAGUAACAUUCACCGCACGCGCUUCCCACUCUCCAUCACCAAGCUCCUCUUCUUCACGCUAAUGCUCCUCAGCCUCAUUCUUCUCUUCCUAUUCGGAUCUCCACCCUCCACCGCCGCCUGGGAGAGCUCCGUACGCCAAUCCGCCACCCCUGCCUCCUCCAAAGCACUCACCGUCCUCGUCACGGGAGCAGCCGGGUUCGUGGGGACGCACGUCUCGAUCGCCCUGAAGCGGCGCGGAGACGGCGUGGUGGGCAUCGACAACUUCAACAGUUACUACGAGGCUUCCCUGAAGCGCGCUCGCAGCGACCUCCUGGCGCGGCACGGCGUGUUGGUGGUGAACGGCGACAUCAACGACGCCUCUCUCCUGAAUUCCCUCUUGGAAGUGGUGAAAUUCAGUCACGUGAUGCACCUGGCGGCCCAGGCCGGGGUUCGCUACGCCAUGAUAAACCCUAAGUCGUACGUCCACAGCAACAUCGCGGGCCUCGUGAGCGUCCUGGAGGCCUGCAAGAACGCCAACCCCCAGCCCGCUAUUGUUUGGGCCUCGUCCAGCUCCGUUUACGGCCUCAAUUCGAAGGUUCCUUUCUCAGAAAAAGACCGCACUGACCGCCCCGCUAGUCUCUACGCCGCCACGAAGAAGGCUGGCGAGGAAAUCGCCCACUCUUAUAACCACAUUUACGGGCUUUCCAUUACUGGGCUCCGGUUCUUCACUGUUUAUGGGCCUUGGGGGCGGCCCGAUAUGGCCUACUUCUUGUUCACUAAGAAUAUUUUAAAAGGGAAGCAGGUUGCGGUGUUUGAGGGUCCGAAUGGAGGGUCCGUUGCGCGGGACUUUACUUACAUUGAUGAUAUUGUGAAGGGUUGCUUGGGGGCGUUGGACACUGCAAGUAAGAGCACUGGGAGUGGGGGAAAGAAGAAUGGGCCGGCCCAGUUAAGGGUUUACAAUCUGGGCAACACUUCGCCCGUGCCCGUCUCUAAGCUGGUUAGCACAUUGGAGAAGUUGCUGAAAGUGAAUGCGAAGAAGAAAGUGUUGGCAAUGCCCAGCAACGGGGAUGUUAUUUUGACGCAUGCUAAUAUUACCCUCGCCCGGAACGACCUUGGUUACAGGCCCACCACCGAUUUCGAAACCGGCUUGAGCAAAUUUGUGCAUUGGUAUACACAAUAUUAUUCUUCCUCUGCCUCUCGAGCCAACACCGUUUGAGGGUUUACAAUGUUUUCAAACAAACAACUCAAUUCACUUCACUGCUUUUGGAACUGUACCAUAAUCUUAAUUUCAACGUGUAUUCUAUGUAUGUUAUGUUGAUCAAUAAUUUAAGAGGGUUUUCAAUUAUAAGGAGCUAUUUAUUCACUUCA